CACAGACAUGACUAGAACACAAGGUAACAACAGCAUCACCACAGACAUGACUAGAACACAAGGUAACAACAGCACCACCACAGACAUGACUAGAACACAAGGUAACAACAGCAUCACCACAGACAUGACUAGAACACAAGGUAACAACAGCAUCACCACAGACAUGACUAGAACACAAGGUAACAACAGCAUCAUCACCACAGACAUGACUAGAACACAAGGUAACAACAGCAUCAUCACCACAGACAUGACUAGAACACAAGGUAACAACAGCAUCACCACAGACAUGACUAGAACACAAGGUAACAACAGCACCACCACAGACAUGACUAGAACACAAGGUAACAACAGCAUCACCACAGACAUGACUAGAACACAAGGUAACAACAGCAUCACCACAGACAUGACUAGAACACAAGGUAACAACAGCAUCAUCACCACAGACAUGACUAGAACACAAGGUAACAACAGCAUCACCACAGACAUGACUAGAACACAAGGUAACAACAGCAUCACCACAGACAUGACUAGAACACAAGGUAACAACAGCAUCAUCACCACAGACAUGACUAGAACACAAGGUAACAACAGCAUCACCACAGACAUGACUAGAACACAAGGUAACAACAGCAUCACCACAGACAUGACUAGAACACAAGGUAACAACAGCAUCACCACAGACAUGACUAGAACACAAGGUAACAACAGCAUCACCACAGACAUGACUAGAACACAAGGUAACAACAGCAUCAUCACCACAGACAUGACUAGAACACAAGGUAACAACAGCAUCACCACAGACAUGACUAGAACACAAGGUAACAACAGCAUCACCACAGACAUGACUAGAACACAAGGUAACAACAGCAUCAUCACCACAGACAUGACUAGAACACAAGGUAACAACAGCAUCACCACAGACAUGACUAGAACACAAGGUAACAACAGCAUCACCACAGACAUGACUAGAACACAAGGUAACAACAGCAUCACCACAGACAUGACUAGAACACAAGGUAACAACAGCAUCACCACAGACAUGACUAGAACACAAGGUAACAACAGCAUCACCACAGACAUGACUAGAACACAAGGUAACAACAGCAUCACCACAGACAUGACUAGAACACAAGGUAACAACAGCAUCACCACCACAGACAUGACUAGAACACAAGGUAACAACAGCAUCACCACAGACAUGACUAGAACACAAGGUAACAACAGCAUCACCACAGACAUGACUAGAACAACAAGGUAACAACAGCAUCACCACAGACAUGACUAGAACACAAGGUAACAACAGCA
Messenger RNA from Oncorhynchus keta (chum salmon), 1305 nucleotides. Its product is annotated as serine-rich adhesin for platelets-like. Lineage: Eukaryota; Metazoa; Chordata; Actinopteri; Salmoniformes; Salmonidae. The record is from RefSeq and is a predicted model, not a curated record. Bases 8 to 1258 code for a protein of 416 amino acids. The transcript has 7 exons.